Carassius gibelio (silver crucian carp) is the source of this 3802-nucleotide messenger RNA. Its product is annotated as transcription factor SPT20 homolog. The record is from RefSeq and is a predicted model, not a curated record. The transcript has 23 exons. Bases 640 to 3135 code for a protein of 831 amino acids. Gene Ontology annotation, molecular function: transcription coregulator activity. Gene Ontology annotation, biological process: regulation of transcription by RNA polymerase II. NCBI's taxonomy places the organism in Eukaryota, Metazoa, Chordata, Actinopteri, Cypriniformes, Cyprinidae. Gene Ontology annotation, cellular component: SAGA complex.
AAGUUUGGAUUUUGUUGUUACACUGGAACUAAAAUGGCUGCUGUGAGUUUUUUUCAUUGAAGGCACUGGGACGUUUAUUCCGCUUCUUGCUUUGGAUUUCCUGCCUGUGGUGAUGCAACUGGACUGGCAAGUCGCUUGUGGUGUUUGUCGCCGCUGUCCCGCUCUGCCGCGCUCUGUCAGCUGCUCGUGUUCUGUGGAGCUGUGUAUUUGAAGUGAGCUGUUAGCUCUGGUUAGCCAGCCUGUCGUUUGCUGAAGCUGCAGUGCUGAAGUUUUGCCUUCUUCUGCUGGACUGAUAUUCCCUUGCAUUUCAUGAAUGCUUGCUAUUGCAUCCUUUAACACAUACUUUGUCAUCAUCCUGUAGAAGUUCGCCACUUUUGUUUAGCAGAAGUUGUGACUGCAUGUACACACAGAUGCAUCACUGUCUGAAUGAGCUGAGUUCAUGUCUCAUACUCUGUGUCUUCGCGUUCAUACGCUUGUCGUUGGGCUUGAGUUUUGAAUGGAAACUGUCAGCUGACAGGAGCAUGCACCCUGGAGUGUGUUUCUGAACUGUCUCUCUGAUCUCAGGGCUUGAAUGGUGUGUGUGUGGAGGCGACAGUGCUGGUGUAACACAACAUCGCCUCCUGUCACACAGCAACCACAAUGCAACAAGUCUUAGAAUAUGCAUUGGAUCGGGCUGAGUACAUUGUUGAAAGUGCUCGUCAGCGACCGGCGAAGAGACGGGUGACCUCGGGUGGAAGGAAAUCCUUGUAUCAGAAGCUUUAUGAAUUGUACAUUGAAGAGUGUGAAAAAGAACCAGAGUUGAAGAAACUGAGGAGAAAUGUGAAUCUACUAGAGAAGCUGGUCUCGCAGGAGUCAGUCUCAUGUCUGGUGGUCAACCUGUACCCAGGAAAUGAAGGAUACUCACUUAUGCUUAGAGGAAAAAAUGGAUCUGAUUCAGAAACAAUCCGACUUCGCUAUGAAGAAACCGAGUUACUGGAGUACCUGGAUGCCGAGGAGCUUCCGCCCAUCCUUGUAGACCUUCUAGAAAAAUCACAGGUAAACAUAUUCCACUGUGGCUGUGUCAUAGCUGAGGUCAGGGACUACCGACAGUCUGGAAAUGCAAAGAUGCCCACCUACCAGAGCCGGCACAUCCUGCUGAGACCCACUAUGCAGACCCUGAUCUGUGACGUUCAUGCUAUGACAAGCGAUCACCACAAGUGGACACAGGAUGAUAAACUUCAGCUGGAGAGUCAGUUGAUUCUGGCCACAGCAGAGCCUCUGUGUCUGGACCCCUCCGUCUCUGUCAGCUGCACCACCAACCGUCUACUCUACAACAAACAGAAGAUGAACACGCGAUCCAUGAAACGGUGUUUUAGGAGGCAUUCUCAAGCAGCGCUCAACAGACAGCAGGAGAUGAUGAGCCACUGCCCUGCACUGCCACAGCUGCGGCUCCUGGACUACCUGCAGAGGAGGAAAGAGAGGAAACCUGCUCCUUCCAUAGACCUGAAGAUCUCCAAAGCUGGAAAUUGUGUGGACAUGUGGAAACAGAGCAGUUUUCAGCUGUCUGUCCCAUCAGAAAUUGAUGUGGAGAAAUAUGCAGUGGCAGGGAGCUCUGUUAAACUAGAUGACACUCAGCCCACUGUUUGGCCUGCACAGGAUGUGAGAGACGACUAUAUUUUUGAGUGUGAGGUAGGAGGUCAGCCUCAAAGAACAAAAGUCACUAUCUUCCAGUCUAUGGGGGACCCGCAGGUGUACGGGAAAAUCUACAGCGCCAAAGACUUCAAAUCAGAGGAGGAUGUCACAGAUCCACGCCUCAUUCACCCACCAUUCCUCAUAGGUUCAAGGACAGACGCUGUUCGGUUUCUGAUGCAGUAUAAGGAGGUCUAUGAACGGGAUGUUAAAUGUCAGGUGAAGAUGUUGCACAACUCAGGCAGUGCAGGGUCCCAAGGCCAGCUCUCCCCCUCCAGGGAAAACGAGGCUGAUGGUUUCUCAGCGCUUGUCCAGUCUUCAGUUUUAGGAAAGGGUGUUAAACAUAGACCUCCUCCUAUCAAACUGCCAGCCGGCUCAGCUUGCGCCGCCUCAGGAAACCCGUACAGUACACAGGCCUCAAGCGGUCAUCUCAAGUGCCCGACCCCUCCACCCACGAAGAAUCAGUCGCUGUCCCGGAAACACUCCAUGGAGCUUGGCCUGCUGUCCCCUGCUGCUCUCUCUCCCAUGCAGAGAUCAGGUACUCCCAAGCCCUCCACACCCACACCCACCAACACGCCGUGUUCUACGCCACACCCUGCCGACGUUCAGAGUGCCACGCCUUCAGUAACGCCCACCCCUCAGGACCCCUCGCUUCCACAGCAGCCCACCCUGCUGACUUCCUUCACCCAACAGCAGAUGACCCUGCCUGUCAUGACUAUUCCCCUCCCCACAUCCAGCACCACAUCUUCACAGGUCAUGACAAACCAAGCAGGGCUCAACUUCAUCAACGUGGUUGGCUCGGUUUGCAGUCCGCAGACUCUGAUGAGUGGUUCUAACCCAAUGCUGGGUUGUAGUCCUGGUGCUCUGGCAUCUGGUAUACCCCUGAGUGGGCUACUGCCCUCUGGUGGUCUCAUGUCUGGAGCUCUUCCUGCCAUGCAGUCUGCUUCUCCAGCAGGUGGGCCUUUUGGCCUGAACAACAGCCCGGGACUGCGACCGCUCAACCUUCUUCAGCUCCCUACGGGACCACUGAUUUUUAACUCUCUACAGCAGCAGCAGUUGUCUCAGUUCUCCCCUCAACAGCAAAGCAGUCAGUCCGCCACAUCCAGCCCCCAGCAGCAGGGGGAGGCGGCUGAUCCAGGUCUGACGGCAGAACAGGGUCUGUCCACACAACAGACGGCAGUCAUCAAUCUGACCGGAGUGGGUGGAUUCAUGUCUCCUCAGGCAGCAGUGCUGUCCCAGCUGGGUUGUGGUCUGGAGGGGUCCGGGCCCAGCCUACCGUCCCCGAGGCUCCAGCAACAGCACCAGCCACAGAUCCAAUUGCAAUUCUUGCAGCACCAAAUGCAACAGCAGCAAAUGGGUAUGGCAGUGGGGGCGGCGGCACAAGCACCACUUCAGCGGCCACAUUCCGCCAACCAGCCAAAAAGUAAGAGGAAACGCAGCACGCCACAGCCCCUCCCCAAAUCAUGACCUCCGGCUGGACGUCAGCAGACGGCACUGUGCUUGAUCAGGAGCAUUUUAUGGACUGACUGUGGCUUGACCGGACUAAAGUUGUUUUUUUACGAUCAUAGGGGUGCAGGAAUUGCCCUCCUGACCUCAGGACAGAUGAAUAUAUACUGCGAGGAUUUUUAGAGCAGGGGACCUUAGAGUAUUACCGUAUUUUUUAAAGAAAUACAAGAUAUUAAAUGAGACGAUUCUUGUAGGGUUCUCUACAGCAUGCUGUCUUUAUUCUCCUUCCAAAUGGCCCUUUAAACAAGAGCCUGUUUGGCUUGAGAGGGUGGACCCUACGCACACUAAUAAGGGCCGUACAGAUGUGCCUCAAUCACCUGUUGCUCAAUUUUACCGUUACGAGAAAACAUGCUCUCUACUGCUGGAUGUCAGAGUGAUAGGCCGCCUUGUCCCAGCAUGCAAUUACCUGUGCGGUUUUUAUACGGCACAUUUUAAAAUGGCAUUUUGUUAUACUGAGGGGGAGUUGAUGUAUAUUCUUAUGAAGAAAAAAAAUCUAAACCAUGUGAGUGGAUGACAUUUCUGAACACUGAGGCAGAAUUUUUGUAAAUGUUCUUUGUCGGCAGUUUUAUUGUGAUAAAAAAGAAAGUAUAUAUUGACAGUGAAAAAUACAUCUUUUAGAUAAAAACGU